GUCGUAUGGACGGCGAGGAACGUGCGGGAGGAUUCGCUUUGCCUCAGAGUCCCGGUAAAAGUUAGCACCCUCGGAUGGGCCACGACGAUGUGCCCUGCCCGCUCCUUGAUCACGUGCGGCACCUCGGAUGGUAAGAUUCGCGUCUACGACGCGAACGCGCAGAGGAGGCCGCUUUUCGAGCUCCAGGUGGGCUACAAGGUGGGUGCAGGUGCUGGUGGCUGGACUGGGGUGUCUGACGACACGAAAAG
This is a messenger RNA of Symbiodinium pilosum, 248 nucleotides long. The record is from the annotation of a GenBank genome assembly. Lineage: Eukaryota; Dinophyceae; Suessiales; Symbiodiniaceae.